ACGUGGAGCACCUGAAGGCAACAUCAAUACUGCAGCCGCCAACAGAGCCGCUAUAUCUGAUGAUGGUAGACUGUAAAGACGGAUGUUUAGGGUCGUCCCCGUUUAACCUGAACAUGCAACUGUAACUUGAUUCCUUUCCAGGGUAUUCGUUUAUUUAACUGUAGUCAGGAAUAUAACGUCUUUUUAAUAAUGGAGGACGAUUGUGUUUGUGAGUACGACUCGACCUGGGACACAGAGAGUGACGGAGAGGAGCCGGCCACAGAGAGCCAAACCCGUCGGUCAUGUCAAGACAAAAACAAAUCUGGCUGGACUUUAACUUGGCAUCAUACGUCCAGAAACAUGAGGGCAGCAAAGGACAUGCAGAACUACAGAAGAGGAUACCCAAAUCUUACAGAUGAUGAGUGCUCAGAAGACAAAAUGAACAAUUUGCAGUUUUAUCUCAAUAAGUUUCCUUCCGCUCCUGAUGAUGUCUACAUUGAAUCAUUCCUUAAGGACUGGAAAAAUGACUACAAAAGACUUGAGAGAGUUCACUCAUACAUUCAGUGGCUGUUUCCACUGCGAGAGCCUGGGGUUAAUUACAUGGCUUCAGAACUCACCAAGAAGGAAAUUGAGGCCUUCAAGAAGAAUGAAGAUGCCAAAAAAAGGCUUGUUGAGUCCUAUGAACUCAUGUUGGGCUUCUAUGGCAUCCGUUUGGUCAACAAAGAGACGGGCGAAGUGAAACGAGCUGAAAAUUGGAAGGAGCGUUUUGGAAACCUGGAACGGAAUAUGCACAACAACCUACGCAUCACUCGCAUUCUGAAGAGCCUUGGAGAGCUGGGCUUUGAGCAUUACCAGGCCCCUCUUGUGCGCUUCUUUCUUGAAGAGACGCUAGUCAAGAAGACCCUCAGCAGUGUUAAACGCAGUGUGCUCGACUACUUCCUGUUUGCUGUCCUGGACAAAGAGAAACGUCAGGAACUUGUACGCUUUGCUUACCUUCACUUUGAGCCAAAGGAUAAGUUUGUGUGGUGUCCCAGAAAAAUUCAGAAACAAUUCAGGAAGGCAGAGAAGAGGUCUGAUGCUAUUGGGAAUGGAGAUGGAAAAGAUGAAGUGUAUUCACGGAGUAAAAGCAAAGAUGGAGAAGCAGUUGUGCCACAAAAAGAGGAUGGACUCGAUAAAGUUACAAAGGCUCAGAAAGGAACUGAUAAAACAGCGAGUAAAGACAAAAACAAACUGUCUGAGGCAUCCCCUGAGCCAAAACCAGACGCUGAGACUGUCGGAAAUGGAAAUGAUGCGCCUGAGUCUCCUAAUGAAAUUUUGGGGAAUGGAAAUGACUCUUCAGAUGAUGUUGAUCAAAUGGAUCAGUCACCCAGUCCUGACACUGUGACAGCAAAAACCGAGCCCUGUGCUGACAGUGAGUACAAAUUUACCAAUAAUUCAAAGGCCAGCCUCCUUGAAGCAGACAACAUUAUGCAAACAGAUGAGGACAUAGACACUGAAAAACCACCAAAGAAGAAGAGAGAAGAUAACAAGGUGCUGCCAAGCAACGGCUCUGCUGGGGACUUCGCCAGCGGGCAGAUGGAGGAUAAAGCUGGUGCUAACAAAGCCACUGGUCAAAUGAGCCCUUCAGCGCAUACCCCCCUUAAGACUUCAAAACAUUCACCCUCUCCAUUUUUGGGGAGGGAGGAAAAAAUCCCAAGAACUGAUUUUAAUCAAGUGCCAGAUAAAAAGGAAGGGGAAGAAACGUCACAGGCAAAUGUGUCAGCAACAAAUGGGUCACUUCACACUGACAAAAGUGUGAAUGAACAGACAAAUGGCAGUGAUUCUGAGGAUAUUGAUAUGGAAUCAAACCCCUCAAGCUCAGAUCAGAAUGUGGGAAAUUAAUCAAUAAACUGGACGAUUUGGGGAACAAUACAUUAAUUUGAGUUAUAAUGAAAUGUAAUAUAGGGACAGAGUUUAACUUAGAAAGACUUCCUGGCCUUAUUUCUACCAUAUUUGAUGUUUGGUUAUGGAUUGUUUUCACUUUGAAGGAUUAUAUGAAUUCAUUCACUAAAUGUAGGACUGGAUGGUACUCAGUUUCUGUGUGGCCAACAGAUGACAUUUAAGGAUAAGGUUGGUUAUAUUCUGUGUUUCUGUUACUGUCAACAAAUCCAGGUCAAAAAGAUCAAUCCAACGGAAGACUUGACAGGACGCUGCGACUUGCAAACGGCCCAUGGGAGAAGUUAAAGCCCUUUCUGACAGAAGAACUUCUUAGGAAGUCAGGUGACAUUAUAAAAGGCUAUAAAGUCCGUCUAGGUGGCAGGUCGUGGUGAACAAAUGGGUCCAACACAGGACUUUUCACCCAGGAGACAUGCCCCAUGCAAAACUUACUGUUAUACUGUUGACUGAUUACUGUGGGGGUUUUUUCAACUUUCUCUAGCAUUUAGGAUAGGUAAAGUAUUUGGUUAGGUGUAGGAGAAGAUCCUAGUUUUGGUUAAAGUAGACCGUUUCACAGUGUUAACCACUUGUUAGAAAGGGCUUUCUGUCAGAAAAGGUGCUACUUCUUAGUGCAGAGACAAGAGGCUAAUUAUUGCUAGCAUUGCUAGCUUGAGCAAGCUAAUGAGUGCACAUAAAAAGAAAAGAAAAACUCAACUGCAAAAUAUUUUUAAUGAACCUGCUGCUCUUUGAUUUACGACUUAAUUUCCAAUAAAUCAUUUUUAUUUUUUUUUGUAAACUACAUUUAAGGAUCCGCUCAGUAAAAAUUACUCUCUUUCUCAGAGUUGUGUUACCACAACAAUUCUCUCGCUCAGCAAAAUACUUCCAUCAACGAAUCAGUUCAUACUGAAAUAUGUCUAUUGUAACUUUGCAUUAAACCCAUAUAGAGUGUGGCCUUGACAUUGUAACAGCAGAAGACAUGCUAGCAUUCAUAGUUUGCCCAGUUACCCCAUCAGCCACACAACAUUCACCUCGUAGCUGUCUGUUUAGUCUCCCCAAAACCAGCAGUGCAUUUGUUCAAUUUCCUUACCUUGCCUGUGUCACUCAGCUCUAAACUCAGUGGUUGUUAUGAAAGACAUAUAUCUAAUAGUUUUUCAGCUGGCAACCAAAUAUUUAACAGAAGUAAACUGUUUUUGUUGGGCACCAUUUUCAGACAGAUUUGGGAGCAUUUACAGCAGCAGGACAGUGUUAUGUGGGAUUGACUGAAACGGUACUGCUCAUGUUUAUCUACCUAAAAUCGGAGGAAUCUUUGUUGCUGGAGUUUCUCAACAACCGUUUAUCUGAUUGACUUCACAUUUGGCAGGUGUAUUUCUGAGGAAGUGCAGUGGUCAAGUGUGAAGUGGUUUGGACAAGCAGUUCUUGAGAAAAAUGGAAAAAAAAACCAGGCAUUUUAAACGCGCAGUGUACUAGUUGCAUUGAAGCAACAUACCUACUAAUGCAACAGUGUGGCUUGUCGGUGUCUUUUAAUAGUAGGAUAGCAAUGGAAAAAUGUGGCACACACAUGCAAUACUUGAAAUUGAAGUAAAUUAAUUUUUGGUUUUGGUCUUUUGUCGGGAUUUGUUGACAAGAAAAAUACUGGAACAUAACCAGAACUAUCCUCUCUAGGUAAUGACUCAGCAACUGAUAUCUGCAGGAUGCGUAAACCUGUAUUGAUGUAUAUCAAUGAAAUGACCGUUUUUGCAUUUUUAUUUUUAACACCUUAAUACUUUCACAAUUGAACAUUUUUAUGCACUGAAGAAUAAUUAAUUGGAAGAGCUUUUUUUCUUUUUGAGCUGUUUUUGUGUGAGUGAAAACAUUCUGUCCUGGUUUGCAUUUCUGCCGGAGCCUGCUGUUCAAACGGAUUCAAGACUGAAUGUCUCUUAAAUUAUGUUUCACUAAUGUUGCACAAUCUGCAUGUUUUCAUGCAGAUUUGAGAAGUAGACUUCUGAACAACUGAAAGCCUUGCCAAAAAUGUGAUAAGACUGGUUGAUUGUAUGAUAUGUAUGUCCUCUUGGCAGAAUGGAUAAAGCGUUGGCUAUAAUUUAAAGUCCACUGUACAUUAAUUUACAAGCCAGGGUCAUUAUAUUGAUGCAUCUUUUUAUAUUUGCACUUAAUUUUUCUGUAUUCAUUGUUAAAAUUAUGGUAUUUACAUAAUGAAAUGGUUAAAAAAAAAAAACUUUACAAAAGUGCUGAAUUCUUUAUAUGUGGACCCCCCCUC
Molecule: messenger RNA, 4147 nt
Organism: Scatophagus argus
Lineage: Eukaryota; Metazoa; Chordata; Actinopteri; Scatophagidae
Gene: ogfr
Product: opioid growth factor receptor
Exons: 7
Coding region: 190-1860 (556 amino acids)
Cellular component (GO): membrane
Molecular function (GO): opioid growth factor receptor activity
Source: RefSeq, a predicted model, not a curated record